This is a messenger RNA of Trichogramma pretiosum, 1392 nucleotides long. It is a transcript of the gene INPP5E, whose product is annotated as inositol polyphosphate 5-phosphatase E. Gene Ontology annotation, molecular function: phosphatase activity. The record is from RefSeq and is a predicted model, not a curated record. NCBI's taxonomy places the organism in Eukaryota, Metazoa, Arthropoda, Insecta, Hymenoptera, Trichogrammatidae. The transcript is spliced from 5 exons. Bases 1 to 1392 code for a protein of 463 amino acids. Gene Ontology annotation, biological process: phosphatidylinositol dephosphorylation.
AUGCUACUUGUAUCGCAAAUUACUAUAAGUGAGCAAAAUGGUGAGCAACCCGAAGUAAUUAACCGCGCGGUCGACGGUGAAGAAAUCAUCUUUGUCCUUGAAAAAAUUGAUCCGGCUAGCAGCAGCAGCGAGGUCACUAACGGGAGAGACGUUGAGAUGCUGGAUAUCAGCAGUGACACCAACAUGGAUGUGGACGAAGACAAUGGGAAGGAGGCGGACGGACCGAUGGCACACCCGAGGUCGUACCUCGGGUGCUUCAAUAGCUCCGGCUAUUACGAUCGAGCGGUGUCGCCGCUACCCGACGAGGUCAUGGAGACGGACGAAGAGCCGGAAGGAGACGGAAGCCCGGCCGAGGAAGAAGGCGAUGGAAUUAUUACCGAAGACGAAGGUAUAAAUGAGCAGUCCGAAGAGGACACUGUUGACGACGAAGCCUCCGUCGAAGAACAUUCAGAAGGAGCCGCUGGCUACGAGAAAUACGUAAAAAAUUUGAAAAAAUUGCAUAAUGAUAAAAAGCUAAAAAUCUUUAUUGGAUCUUGGAAUAUGAAUGGUCGGAAUUCAAUUAAAGAUUUAUGUAGUGCUUUUACUACCCAAUUGAGUCAUAAUCCAGAUAUUAUUGUGCUGAGUUCCCAAGAAACAAAGUAUUGUAAAAAUCAAGAGUAUUUAGAAUCAUUGCAAGCCAUGAUUUUUUUGAAAAAAGAGCUGAUUGGAUUUGCAUCUAUUAUAGAAGUUCAUUGUUGUUUAUUAAACAAGUUGAAGUUCUUCAAAACCAAAGGAGCAAUAUCCCUUGCUUUAAUGAUUUUUCAUACCAGUUUUUUAUUCAUAACGUCGCAUCUUUCUGCGCAUGAGAAAAAUAUUAAAACUAGAGUAUCUGAACUUGAACAUAUUUUUAAAAAUUUAGAAUUUUCUCGAUCUCUACCACUUAAACAAUCUUUCAAAGAUAAAGUUCAACAAUUUGAUUACAUUUUUUUGUUUGGUGAUUUAAAUUUUCGUACAGAAGAACCUGUUGAGAUGGUUUGUCAUCGAAUAAUGAGAACUCAUUUCAAUACAUAUGAAAAACUUGAUUUAAAAACAGAUCAACUUUUGAUUCUGAUGGAUACAAAUGAGAACUUGAAAGAUUAUGAAGAAGCUCCAGUCACUUUCCCACCAACUUAUAAAUUUCAUCUAAAAUCUCCAAAAAAUAAUUUGCUUCAUAAUGAUCGAGCCCCAUCUUACACUGAUAGAAUAUUAUUCAAAUCUAAAAAAUUGCAUUUGACAUUCGAUGGAAACUUGAGCAAUAGUACAUGUAAUCUAGCUAAAUGCUACUUAUAUGAUUCAAUUAGGAAAAUUUCGUCAUCUGAUCAUAAACCAAUAUUUUCUAUUUACGAAGCAAAUUUAAAAUCUAUUACAUACUAA